UUUUUUACCGCAACCGUGUGUGUAAAACCUUGUUAUUAUAUAUAGGGAGAGGCUUUAGAGAUCUAUAAGCACUCAUAAGGUUCAUAAUUAGCAAGCAAGAGUAAGAAGCAUAGUUAAGAGAGAAAGAAGGGUGAUCAUGGUGGGAAGUGGAGGAGACAAGUACAGAUCCUUCUUGGCCGACAAGGAGGGCCACGAGACUCAAUGGAGACACGGCGGCCCUCCUCAGUACGACCUCGUCAACAAGCUCUUUGAACAGGAGCGAACUAAGGUGUGGGGAGAAGGAUCCCUCGAGGAAGUAGUGCAGAACGCGGUGAAGUCGUGGGAGAUGGAGUUCUCGCAUAAGACCCGUCUGGGAGACUUCAAGACCAUCGAUCCUCAGAAAUUUAAGCUCCUUGUUAACGGCAAGAAGGGGAUCUCAGCAGAAGAAACGCUGAAGAUAGGGAGCUACAAUGCUCUGCUCAAGAACAGCAACCUGGGGAAGGAACUCCAACUCUACAGAGCAGAGGAAGAGAGCUUCGAGUCGUCCCACGAGGCCUUUGCGUCGGCUUUCCCUCGAGGUUUUGCGUGGGAGGUGAUCUCUGUCUUCUCUGGACCUCCUGUGAUCGUCUUCAAGUUCAGGCACUGGGGCCAUUUCGAAGGAACAUUCAAGGGCCACUCUCCCACUGGAGAGGCCGUCGAGUUGUUCGGGUUGGGAGUUCUCAAGGUAGUGGACGAGAAUUUGAAGGUGGAAGAAGUGGAGGUUUACUAUGAUCCAGCUGACUUAAUUGGAGGUCUAUUCAAAGGGGAAAGCUUGUCCUCAGAUGCUCAAACUUCACAAGUUUCGGGACCAUCUCAGGGAUCGUGUCCUUUUUCUAUGUGAUUUUACAAAGUUUGCAUAUGGUUGGUUUGUAACUUGGACACAAAAGUGCCGGUUUGAUGAUUGUACUUUCCGUGUUUAGUCAAUUGGGUCACAAACUGUUUUAAGUGGAAUAAUUGUAAGUCCUCCAACCUCUACAAAUAUGAUGAAGGAUGCGCAUUAAGUGUGUAGAUUUCACACAAUUUGGCCGAUGGAGUUGUUCACUGUUUAUGUGAUCCUUAUAUCGAGUUCUUGAAUUUAUGAAUGCAGCUAAAUAGUGAUGGAAAUUUCUGAUCUAA
Molecule: messenger RNA, 1134 nt
Organism: Linum tenue
Lineage: Eukaryota; Viridiplantae; Streptophyta; Magnoliopsida; Malpighiales; Linaceae
Source: the annotation of a GenBank genome assembly